Auanema sp. JU1783 is the source of this 5259-nucleotide messenger RNA. The record is from the annotation of a GenBank genome assembly. NCBI's taxonomy places the organism in Eukaryota, Metazoa, Nematoda, Chromadorea, Rhabditida, Rhabditidae.
AUGUCAGCUGAACCGGCUGAUCAACAGAAUGUAACAACAAACGAUCAAUCGCAGCAGUCCUCUACUAAAACAGAAGGAAGUGCGAGUUUCUUGCGAGCGGCACGAGCAGGAAAUUUGGACAAAGUUCUGGAGCUUCUCCGUUCUGGCACAGAUAUUAACACAUGUAAUGCCAACGGUCUGAAUGCUCUCCAUUUGGCUUCUAAAGAAGGUCAUAAUGAAGUAGUAAGAGAAUUGUUGAAACGGAAGGCUCAUGUAGAUGCAGCCACUAAGAAAGGUAAUACAGCUUUACACAUCGCCUCCUUGGCCGGACAGUCAUUGAUUGUCACUAUUCUUGUUGAAAAUGGAGCAAAUGUUAAUGUACAAUCGUUAAAUGGUUUUACACCUCUGUAUAUGGCAGCACAAGAAAAUCAUGAAGAUGUUGUGAGAUUUUUAUUGACCCACGGAGCUAAUCAAACACUUUCGACAGAGGAUGGCUUCACUCCACUCGCAGUUGCUUUACAACAGGGUCAUGACAGAGUAGUAGCUAUUUUACUAGAGAAUAAUUCCCGCGGAAAAGUACGAUUACCUGCGUUACAUAUUGCUGCCAAGAAAGAUGAUAUCAAAGCAGCUACUCUACUUAUGGAGAAUGAACACAAUCCAGAUGUUACAUCUAAAUCUGGUUUUACACCGUUACACAUUGCUGCUCAUUAUGGUAAUGAGAACGUUGCCCAACUUCUCAUUGAACGAGGUGCCAAUGUCAAUUACCAAGCCAGACAUAAUAUCAGUCCUUUACACGUUGCUACGAAAUGGGGGCGUUUGAAUAUGGUUCAACUACUUCUUCAAAAUGGUGCCAUCAUAGAUAGUAGAACUAGAGAUCUUUUAACUCCCUUGCAUUGUGCUGCACGCAGUGGCCAUGAUCAAGUCGUGGACAUGCUCUUACAGAAAGGAGCACCAAUAUCUGCGAAAACGAAGAAUGGACUCGCUCCAUUACAUAUGUCAGCUCAAGGAGAUCAUGUAGAUUCUGCCAGAAUCCUGUUAUAUCAUCGAGCUCCUGUAGAUGAUGUCACCGUUGACUACUUGACCCCUCUUCAUGUUGCUGCUCAUUGCGGACAUGUUCGCGUAGCGAAACUUUUAUUAGAUCGUAGUGCUGAUCCAAAUGCUCGAGCUCUAAAUGGCUUUACUCCACUUCAUAUUGCUUGCAAAAAGAAUAGAAUCAAGGUCGUAGAAUUACUUCUAAAGUAUCAUGCAGCUAUUGAAGCUACAACCGAGUCAGGGUUGUCUCCUUUACACGUUGCUUCUUUCAUGGGUGCAAUCAACAUUGUUAUUUAUUUAUUGCAACAGGGUGCAAAUGCUGACGUCGCAACUGUACGAGGUGAGACACCUCUUCAUUUGGCUGCCCGUGCUAAUCAAACUGAUGUCGUUAGAGUUUUAAUAAGAAAUGGAGCCAAGGUUGAUGCACAAGCUCGUGAGCUGCAAACUCCUCUUCAUAUUGCUAGUCGUUUGGGUAACACUGACAUAGUUGUACUUCUUUUACAAGCUGGAGCCAACCCCAACGCUGAUACUCGUGAUAAGUAUACAUCCCUUCACAUUGCAGCAAAGGAGGGUCAGGAAGAGGUUGCUGCGAUUCUCCUGGAUCAUAAGGCAGAAAAAGGAGUUAUGACCAAAAAAGGUUUCACACCUCUUCAUCUUGCUUCCAAAUAUGGAAAUGUUGAUGUUGUUAAACUUCUACUGGAUCGGGGCUGUCAAGUAGAUAUAGAAGGAAAAAAUCAAGUUACACCUUUACACGUCGCUGCUCAUUACAAUAACGAUAAGGUGGCCAUGCUCCUAUUAGAAAAAGGUGCAUCGGCUAAAGCUGCUGCUAAAAAUGGUUAUACUCCUCUUCAUAUUGCUGCUAAGAAAAACCAAAUGGAAAUUGCCAGCACAUUGCUUCAGUUUAAUGCUGAUCCAAAUGCAAAAUCAAGAGCUGGUUUUACACCUUUGCAUCUCGCUGCUCAGGAAGGACAUCGCGAAGUAUCUGGCCUUCUGAUAGAAAACGGUUCUGACGUUGCUGCUAAAGCCAAUAAUGGGCUUACCGCAAUGCAUUUAUGCGCCCAGGAAGACCACGUACCAGUGGCAGAAGAAUUGUUCAAUCAUGGAGCUGACAUCAACAGUCAAACAAACGCUGGUUAUACGCCGCUGCAUGUUGCUUGUCAUUUUGGACAACUGAACAUGGUGCGGUUCCUCGUUGAACAUGGCGCUCAUGUAGGUGAAGUGACAAGAGCUAGUUACACACCACUUCAUCAAGCAGCACAACAAGGACAUAAUCACUGUGUUAAAUACCUCUUAGAACAUGGUGCUUCUCCGAAUGCUCAGACAGCGAGCGGACAAACUCCUCUAUCUAUUGCUCAACGUCUAGGAUAUGUAUCAGUCGUGGAAACUUUGAAAACAGUCACCGAAACAACAGUUAUCACUGAAACAACAACCGUCACUGACGAACGGUACAAGCCUCAGAAUCCUGAAGGAAUGAAUGAGACUAUGUUCUCUGAGAGUGAAGACGAAGGACAAGCAGCCGAACACGAAACCGCAAACGCACAUAUGAAAGAUUUCUCAGAUCAUCUAACACAAGGAUUAGCGGAUUCUACUGGCGUUCAUAUGAUUCAUACAGGCGAACAGUUGUUAUCAAAGAGUGCUGAGUUAGAUGGAAUUCAACUUGCACCAAGCGCUCAAGUAAAUGACAAUUUAGACGAGUUAAUCCGAAAAGCUCAGAAUCAACCACUUUAUGCGGCUGCAGCCGGAGCAAUGUCACAAGAGGAUUCAAUAAUGAGUCAAGCCGUUAACAAUGAUAACAUUCCAAUCGGACAUAAUGUAGCUCAACCUAGCAAGCUGCAGCACAAAACGUUCCUCAUAUCUUUUCUGGUGGAUGCACGUGGAGGAGCAAUGCGUGGCUGUCGCCAUUCUGGCGUACGCAUCAUCAUACCUCCACGGAAAGCUGCCCAACCAGUACGCGUUACCUGUCGCUAUUUGCGGAAGGAAAAACUUGCUCAUCCUCCUCCACUCAGCGAAGGAGAAGAGUUAGCCUCUCGCAUAAUCGAAAUGGCACCAGCUGGUGCUAAAUUCCUUGGUCCCGUCAUAUUGGAAGUACCACACUUCGCUUCGUUGAGAGAUCGCGAACGAGAAAUUGUUAUCUUACGGUCUGAUGAUGGGCAACAUUGGAAGGAACACCAACUUGAAGCUACAGAGGAUGCCGUCCAAGAAGUUUUGAACGAAUCAUUUGAUGCUGAAGAACUUGCCCAACUUGACGAUCUUCACACUCCGAGAAUUACGAGAAUCCUUACUAAUGAUUUUCCAAUGUAUUUCGCCGUAGUCACCAGAGUUCGUCAGGAGGUUCAUUGUGUUGGCCCAGAGGGUGGAGUAAUAAUGUCCUCAGUUGUACCACGAGUCCAAGCAAUAUUCCCUGAUGGUUCUUUAACCAAAACUAUCAAGGUGUCUGUACAAGCUCAGCCUGUACCUCAAGAAAUGGUAACUCGACUUCAUGGAAAUAGGGUGGCUGUUUCACCUAUUGUAACAGUUGAACCACGUCGUAGAAAGUUCCACAAACCCAUCACUCUCUGCAUACCUUUACCUCAGAGUAGCAACAAGGGCAUGCUCACUCAAUAUUCUGGACAACCGGGGCAGGAACCACCAACCUUACGGCUUUUAUGCUCUAUUACCGGAGGAUCUGCACCAGCACAGUGGGAAGAUAUUACAGGAACAACACAGUUAACGUUCACAGGAGAUGAAGUCAGCUUCACUACAACCGUAUCUGCGCGAUUCUGGCUUAUGGAUUGCCAAACACCAAGAGAUGCCGCCAGAAUGGCUCAAGAAGUGUAUAAUGAAGCCAUAAGCAUACCAUACAUGGCUAAGUUCGCUGUAUUCGCUCGUCGUACUUUCCCUGUUGAAGGACAGUUACGCGUUUUCUGCAUGACAGAUGACAAGGAAGAAAAAACUCUCGAGAAACAAGAACAUUUCAAGCUCAUCGCCAAGUCUAAAGACGUUGAGGUGCUGAAAGGAAAACAUCAAUUCCUCGAAUUCGCCGGUAAUCUUGUACCCGUUACCAAGAGCGGAGAUCAGCUCAGUCUUUACUUCCUCCCAUUCCAAGAAAACAGGUUAGCGUUUAUGGUCAAGACCAGAAACAAAGAUGAUAACGAAGCUGCUACAGAAGGCCGAAUCGCUUUCAUGAAAGAACCGAAAGUUAGAUCUGAUGCAUUAGCUCCACAAGCUCCUAUUUGCACUCUGGCAAUAUCCUUACCUGAAUAUACAAGUGACCUCUCAACACCGUCAGCUAACAAGAAAGAAAUUGUUAGCUUCAAUGACAAGUACCGAGGAGCUUUCGAUAAAGAGUUACCAGAUUUUGUUCACAACAAUAUUACGAAAGGAGUUGGCGCUGAUUGGCCAAGAUUAGCUCGAGCAUUGAAAGUCCCAUAUAAAGAUAUUCUCCAUGUACGUCAGAAUUAUCCCGGUAAAGAAUUAGUCAACGUUCUGAAAAUUUGGAUUCAUAUGAAGAAAGAAGAAGCAACAAAUGAUGAGCUCAACAAUGCCCUAAAGAAAAUUGGAAGGGAUGAUAUUGUACGUAGUGUUCUGCAUGGUGAACCAGACACUUUAAGUUUCGGUUCGGACUCCCCCGCUUCCAAACGAUUUGAUACUGCUAAACCUCUGGAUAUACCCACAUCAAAAAUUCAAAUAGAGCAAAGGAUAGCUGAAGAAAAAGUUCUGAAAGCUCAACCUCUGGUACAAACGGCGCCUGAAGAGCCGGUCUCUCAGCUACAACAGGCUGAGCCUCUCUCAUUUUCUGAGACAAAUGAGUCUCUGAGCCACCCUAUUCCAGAGGAAGAAGAACCAGUAUCUGAGAUUCGAACUGUUGUAAGAACGGAACGCCAUGUUCAUGAUACAGAGGAGGGUCCUAUUGUUGAAGAAAAAACCAUUACAACAACAUACGAAGACGAUGUGGCUGUGAAUGAGCAUGUGGUAGACAGAAGGGUCCCGUUAAAUGACGAAGAAAAAGAAAAAUGGGAUGAACUUCACCGGUUAGAUGAAAGUAUGAACCACAGCGAUCUAUUGGAAAGUGAACCUUUGCCUGAUGGUUAUGACCAAACAGUUGAAAAAGAAGAGCAUGUUGAAGAUGAUGGAACAAUUGUUACAACUACGACUAUGACUAGCCAUUAUAGUGAAUCCCAUACUGAACCCCUUGAAAAAUCUGAAGUUGAUGUUGAAGCUGAGGAGUCUCAAGAUAGGCAUUCACCCAUUCACCAAGGUAGCAGCUAA